UGAUGAGGAAGAGGAUGAAGAGGUGGGAAUGGAAGAAGGUGAGAGUUAUCAGGUGGACACUGAGGCCGACAUCGACGUUACGGACAUUGGCGGGGAGGAACCUUCCCUCAAGAGAAAGUCUCCUCCCCCCACAGAGCUGCCGCCACCCUUGGUCCUGUCCAUAGGGAGUGUCCCUGAGACCUGCCCCUUGGGAAUCUUCAAUGAAGACAGUGCAUCCCAGUCCAAGAGGCUGAAACUGAAGAUGGAAUCAGAAACCCUUGAGGAACCCCAGGUAACUGAGCCCUCAAAGGCCUCUGGGACUCAGGAAGUCACCGUGACAAAAACACCAGUCACGCCUUCUUCUGCAACGUCGGCAUACGCUGCUGAAUUUCUCAAAUUUGUUGGGGUAAAACAAGAGCAUCCUGCUCCAGAGCCCCAAUUAUCUGUAACCAUGGAUACAUCCUCCAGACUAAGUGAAGGGUCUUCAUCACCCACAACCACUGCCAUGGGGUCAGAAUCUAGUGCUCCUCUCUCCUUUGCUGGACUGUUGCCUUCUUCUGCUUCGGCAACAGACAUGUCGUCUGCUACAGACUCUAAAGCACACAAAGCCAAAAAGAAGAAGAAGAAAAACAAGCACAAACAUAAACACAAGCACAAACAUGACCGGCCCGACAAAGAUCCACUGGGGCGGAUCCGAGAGGGGUCCUUCAACAGCUCCGAGAACUCGCCCAGUGUUACUCAGACCACUUUUAGUUCGCCGGAAUUUGAAAUCUAAACUGUCAUGUUGUUGUCUAUAAAUUGCUAAUAAAAUUAAUCAUACAAAGUUGAAAAUGUAUUUACUUAUUGGUAUGAGUUACAUUAAAAUUGUCAAACUGUA
This is a messenger RNA of Magallana angulata, 856 nucleotides long. RefSeq names its product transcription initiation factor TFIID subunit 2-like. The coding region runs from base 29 to 754 and encodes 241 amino acids. The record is from RefSeq and is a predicted model, not a curated record. The transcript has 4 exons. NCBI's taxonomy places the organism in Eukaryota, Metazoa, Mollusca, Bivalvia, Ostreida, Ostreidae.